This is a messenger RNA of Penicillium lagena, 1713 nucleotides long. Its product is annotated as putative MYND domain protein. Gene Ontology annotation, molecular function: protein binding. NCBI's taxonomy places the organism in Eukaryota, Fungi, Ascomycota, Eurotiomycetes, Eurotiales, Aspergillaceae. The record is from RefSeq and is a predicted model, not a curated record. Bases 1 to 1713 code for a protein of 570 amino acids. The transcript has a single exon. Gene Ontology annotation, cellular component: nucleus.
AUGAAUUCAGCCAAGAUUCUGCAGCAACGCGCUGAAAAGACAGCCCAGCUCUACUCGGAUCCUCACAACCCACGUCUUCAUCUGGAACGGGCCCUCCUCCACGAGAAGCUGGGCUUCCCCGAUCUAGCAGCAGCAGACGCCUAUCGUGCCCUGUCAUUGCUCGAGUCUGUCAUUGAUCCAGAUGGAUCUGAGUUCCAUGCUCGCAAGAAGCUGGAUUCUUCUGCUGCAGACGGUCGGGUCCCGACAUCCAACGCUGAUGUUGACAAUGAAGAUCAAGAUGAAGAUGACGAAGAAGACGAUGGGACAAUCCCCGUUACCCAAGAAGAGUACAACACCCUCAUCGGCGACGUCUACUCUGUCUUCGUGCGUAGUCUCGUCCAAUGCGGCUGCUACCGCGACGCAUACGAGUUCGGUGUACGUGGAAGACAAUUGCUGCACGAGCUUGCUACCCCCAGUGAUGACAACGAUCAUACAUCUGCUCUAUCAUCGGCUGCGGCCGAUGUCCUCUCCGACCAACUUGAAAACAUAAAACAGGUCUACAAGACUCGCACCAAUUGCACCGAAACAGACUUGCACUCGAUCGACCCGAGCCUUCUCCCAGCGCAGGGCUUUGCGCGCCGAGUCCUCUACCCAUGGAACGAGCACGAACCAGACCGUAACUCGCCGGAGAAGUUACACGUCCUAAACGAGCGUUUGUCAAAGGUUGCACCAAAAUGCGAAGUGCGUGCCGUGGCGCUCCCGGCGCUGCGCGACACGGAUUCUCCGACACCAGACUCAAACGAGGUUUCUGUGCAACUGGGUCUCUUCGCGAAAGAAGACAUCGCACCCGACGAGAUCAUCUUGCGCGAAUCUUCGCUUCUAACUGCCACCAAUCGUCUGCAUGAUGAUAUCUGCGAUGCUUGCCAUGCUCCCCUGCCUGAUCUUUCGGACCCGAACCCCCCGGUUGCGUGUGACGGUGGUUGCGCGGAUACAAUCUUCUGUUCCCAGGACUGUCACGAUGCCGCGCAGAAUGUCUACCAUGGCGCUAUCUGCGGCCUGGAAGACGGGCUAGAGUCUAUUGGGAAGGAUAUCCCCGACCCCAAGGAUAAGGCCGACUACCUCUAUCUACUUUUGCUGGGCAGAGCACUGGCAAUGUCCGCGACGCAGGAUGUGCAUGCGCUGGAUCUGCCGGAGGUGCAGUAUAUCUGGGGUGAUUUCCACGAGACCGCUACGCUGCCCUUCUCAUUCCAGCUUAAUAUCCUGCAACCGAUGCGUCUUCUCGAAGAAAUGGAACUGGAUCCGUACGCUCUUCUGGAAAAAUUCGAUACCUGGGUCUUGAAUACGCUGUACGCUAAAUUCCGCGGCACAGCCUCCGGCCGUCUUUCGACUUGGGAUGGCGGGCCGGAGGUGUGUGCUGUGCAUCCACUGUGGUGUCUGGCGAAUCACUCGUGCGAUCCGAAUGUGCGCUGGGAAUGGGGUGGAGAGAUUACGUUCCGUGCGAGGACUGCAGACGAGAAGCCUGUUUGGGAGAGAAAUUUCAAGGGCGUGCAUCAGACGCGGCCGGCUGGGUCUGGGGGGAUUGGGGCCAAUGUGGAGAUUCUGAAUCAUUAUUGUGAUAUUGGGUUGGAUGUGAAGCAGCGGAGGGAGUGGGCUUGUGGUGCUCUGGGCGGUAUGUGCCGGUGUCAGAGGUGUUUGUGGGAAGCGGGCGAGGUUGAGAAUGUUGGAGAUUCUUGA